AUGCAAACUGCGCCCGAUCAGCCCCCGCGCUCGCCUCUCCGAUACGCCCUCGCCCCCCUCUUCCUCCUUCUCGCGGCGGGAGCAGUCCUCUUGCACCACUCGCUCCAGCCGGAAGAGGCUGCCGGAGUCUUGAGCUCCGUCACGGCAGAGACUCUGAGGGGAGUUGGGAAGCAGCCGGCAGGUCCGCAGCCCAAUCCGAAUCGGCUGAUCGUGACGACGGACGCCAGCGGGCCCGCCUCGGCGCAGGCGGAGCAGUCGGCAGUGAUUGCGGGCGGAAGAGUCGACAUGCGAUUUACAAGCGGUUCCACCACGAUCGAGGUCGUCGAGUUUCCGGACAGCAGCACGGCGGCAGCCUACCGGUACACGGCGGGACGCUCUUCGUGGGCGAGAACCGUCGAGGUGGACCUGCCGCGCUACUCCAUCCCCGCAGAUCCCAGUCCGGACGCGGGCCGCCGCCAGCUGGCCGAGUCAACGCCGUGGGGCAUCCGCAAGGUGUACGAGGGCCAGGGCGAGGGCCAGGGUGUGCCGGACGCCUCCUACUUCCCCUCAGAGGUGACGCACCCGGUGUGUAUCAUCGACUCGGGCUACGCGAUAACUCACCCCGACCUCCCCGACGCCACCGCGGCGGACCCCUCGCAAGCCAACCCAGCCGGGAGAUUCUACUUUGGUGCCGACAUCUGCGCCCACGGCACGCAUGUCGCUGGCACGAUCGCUGCGAUCGGUGGCAACGGCGAGGGAGUGGUGGGCGUCUACCCGGGCGCGCCUGACCUGGAGAUUGUCAAGGUCUUUGGCGCCUCGGACCUCACUUCCGACGAAAAUUCGUGCAACUGGGCCUACUCCUCCACCAUCCUCGCCGCGGUGCAGCACUGUGUUGACAGCGGAGCCAAGAUCGUAUCGAUGUCCCUCGGCGGCUCCUACACCAUGAUGUCCGAGCAGCAAGCGUACCAGAGGUAUUUCGACGACGACGGCAUCCUCUUCAUUGCCGCCGCCGGCAAUGACGGUACCACCGGCUACUCGUACCCAGCGUCGUACUCUGCGGUCAUGAGCGUCGGUGCCACCGACAGCAGCGACACGCGAGCCUACUUCUCGCAGUACAAUGACCAAGUCGACAUUGCUGCGCCGGGCGUCAACAUCGAGUCCACUUAUGGCGCCCCGCGCGGGACCGAGCCGCCGCCGUUCUCUCCGCCCGCCCACACCGCGGUGAUUGGCGACUAG
Messenger RNA from Emiliania huxleyi CCMP1516, 1215 nucleotides. RefSeq lists its product as hypothetical. Bases 1 to 1215 code for a protein of 404 amino acids. Gene Ontology annotation, molecular function: serine-type endopeptidase activity. The transcript is spliced from 2 exons. Lineage: Eukaryota; Haptophyta; Isochrysidales; Noelaerhabdaceae. The record is from RefSeq and is a predicted model, not a curated record. Gene Ontology annotation, biological process: proteolysis.